This is a messenger RNA of Lichtheimia ornata, 1272 nucleotides long. RefSeq lists its product as uncharacterized. Lineage: Eukaryota; Fungi; Mucoromycota; Mucoromycetes; Mucorales; Lichtheimiaceae. The coding region runs from base 1 to 1272 and encodes 423 amino acids. The record is from RefSeq and is a predicted model, not a curated record. The transcript has 3 exons.
AUGGCCACCAACAAUAGCCUAUUGCAAUUUGCUCAAGUCAUUACUGACCAUCACUAUGACCCAUCCCCUCCAUCACCACAACGGGCUCGCUCUGAAUCUUCUCCUCACCCCACACUGCGAUCAGAAAACAGUCGUCUUGACCACCGUCGCUCCUUUUUGCCCAUUCGAAAGAAUGCCUGCGUUGUCUGUGGCAUAUGUUUCACAUGUUCCAAUACCUAUGGGAUGAAUUGUCGAUGUGAAGAGAUGCAGCCGAGACGAGGUAGGAACCUUCCAGAGGGCAGUCUCGACUCGAGGGCGAAAAAGCUGCAUCCACGGGACAAGGAGGACUAUGCAUUUUCGAUUGAAUGGCUCUCAUUGCAUGCACAUCCAAUGCACAAGAACAGCACAGGGCAAGUGAUUGGACUCCGCAAUCUUCCCGAGGUCUCCCUUUGUAAAGCACACAGCAGCACAUUGUACAGGGCAAAAAAGAGGCACGAACGAAGCAAAGCAUCUUGUUCUCCUACGACAUCCACCACAGCUACUUCGACUACAAUCACCACAACCACAACCAAUACCAAUGUCAAUACCAUCAAUCAUAGCAACAAUGAUACAACAAGUAAAAAGAUACCAGAAGGAGGUAUUGGAGGAUUAGCUGCCAAGGUACGAGAGAUCAUGAGUCAACAACAAUAUCCACCACCACCUCCACCACCACAAUCGGAUUUAUCCAUUCAAGCAUCCACUUCAUUGAAGAGAAAACGUCCUUCGCCACCUAUUCAUUCAAGUGCAUCUACUCCACUUUACGCUACGGCACCUCCCAUGCUACGACACAGUGCUCCAUCUUCCUCUUAUUCUCAUCAAUUACCUCCUUUGCAGCAACAGCAACAUCAAGAACAACAACAACAACCACCAUCACAACAACAUCAACAUGCAAGGACACCCUCGCUUUCAUCACUUUCAUCCUCUUUACAAGAACAAUUGCGUUUAUCUCCACUACGAGUACAAUCGGUCUCACUAAAAGCAAUCUCAAGCAACCUGCUCGAUCCACCUCAGUAUUACGUACGCAACCUUGCCAUCACUGAUACAUUCACUUUUCGUGAUCUACUGAAUGAAGUCGAUAUGACGGGUCCUCCACCCCCUGGCAAACGUAUCGUUAUCAUCGAUGACAAGACCGAUACCCUUUUCCCAUUAGAUCAGGCGAUUCGCAAUGUCAUCAAGAGACCAUCCUCUGCACACAUAGAAUUGUCCUUAGCAUUGAGCGACAAGGCGGCGAUCGAUUGGAGCACAUACACUUGA